This is a messenger RNA of Ostrinia nubilalis (European corn borer), 1776 nucleotides long. Its product is annotated as sterol O-acyltransferase 2. The coding region runs from base 150 to 1562 and encodes 470 amino acids. Gene Ontology annotation, biological process: cholesterol metabolic process. The record is from RefSeq and is a predicted model, not a curated record. Gene Ontology annotation, cellular component: endoplasmic reticulum membrane. Lineage: Eukaryota; Metazoa; Arthropoda; Insecta; Lepidoptera; Crambidae. The transcript has 10 exons.
CGUUUAGACUGAUUGUGUUCGCGGUUGUCGUAUUCGUUAAUUAACAUUGUUCAGUCAAUUGCGAUUAAUUUAAUUAAUUAAUAAUGUUCUAAUUGUAAAUGUGUUAUACCUCAUAAGCUUAACGGAUAUAAGAUAGGAUAAUAAACAACAUGGCUGAAGAUCGGGGGAUUUUACGAAAGCGGAACAUACAGUCUUUAGUUCAAAAUGGGCACGUUAAAAAUGAGGAGGAGAUCAAAUCCCGUACUCCAGAAUUCACUCUUCGGGAGUCGAAUCUCACGGUUCUGCUGGAGAACGUGUCUCACAUUAGAGCCAUUUACCACAUCUUCGUGGUCAUACUGCUGAUGCUUCUGUUCGACACAGUCAUAUUCGAUCUCAUCGAGAGAGGAAAGAUAAAUGUGGGCUUAUCGGUUGUGGCUUACGGCUUCGGAGACGUGAGACGCGGCGCAAAACUGUGGCUCUACGAACUUUCGUGUGCCCUCGCUUUUUAUCCAGCAUUUCGUUUUUUUGGAGCUGGAACGCAAUUUCUUAAGAAAAAUACAGCUCUACAGCGAAUAUGGACGAUAAUGGGUAUAAUUGGGCUAGCGGCUCUUCAAGUGGCUCUAGUUGCAGUCCCUGUAUGGGAUUUGGGCAGAAAGCACCUGGCUCUCGCGUCGUCUGUGACUGUCACGUGUGAGAUGUUCAGAUUUGCAAUGAAGAUCCACGCCGUGGCUGCCUCUUGCGGCCAGCGCUGCUACACUGGACAGGCGCUACCUACCUUCAAGCAAUACCUCUACUUCCUCUUUGCACCUACACUCGUCUAUAGAGAUCAAUAUCCGAGGACGAAGAAAAUCCGAUGGGGCACAGUGGUGUUCCACUUCUUGGAAGUGGCGGCCAUUAUCUUUUACAACAGCUUUUUAUGGGAGCGCUUCAUUUUGCCUUACUGGUCCGAUUAUGGCAAACAGCCCAAAGUGGAAGCGGGCACGGUCGUCCGCGGCAUGUUCGCGUGCGUUCUCCCGGGCGUGAUCUCGUUCCUCUGUGGAUUCUACUGCCUGCUGCACGCCUGGCUGAACGCGUUCGCGGAAAUGCUCAAGUUCGGGGACCGAUUGUUCUAUGAGGAUUGGUGGACAAUGUCUCAGUUCUCGAAGUACUUCCGCGCGUGGAACCGCGUGGUGCACUUCUGGCUGCGGGACUACCUCUACAUGCCCCUCGCACCGCGGGCCGGACGAGCCGUGUCUAGCAGCUGUGUCUUUAUUGUAUCAUCAGUGGCACAUGAGCUGAUACUGGCCCUAUCCUUCGGAUUCUUCUACCCGGUACUCCUGGUCCAGUUCGGUGUAUGUGGGCUGUUGAUGUUGCCACUGACAGCCAUCAGCGGGCGCCGAUUCCCUAACGCCCUGAACCUAAUCAUGUGGCUGUCGUUCUUCUUUGGAAACGGUAUCCUUUGGAGUUUAUACCCCAUGGAGUACUUCGCACGGAAGAACUGCCCACCAAGCGAAGCCGACAGCUUCUUCAUCCCCAAGUCUUGGUCGUGCCCAGAGAUCGUGCUAAAACCCAACUGGACGUUCCACAACCCCAUAUUGUUAUAACCCUUCUAUUAGCCUCGACAUAAAAAUGGCUACUAUUUUUCAAUUUCCACAGUCUUACAAAUUAGAUAGACUUUAUUUUGAUAAACUCUAUUUGUAAUUGACAUCAAAUUUAAAAUCCAAACUGGUACGAAUGUUAACAUUCUUUAUGUAGUUUUUUAUAUGGCUUGUUUAUGUAAUUAAACAAAAAAUGUUGAGAAUGAAACAAGAAAUGUUU